Syngnathoides biaculeatus (alligator pipefish) is the source of this 3547-nucleotide messenger RNA. It is a transcript of the gene afap1l2, whose product is annotated as actin filament associated protein 1-like 2. The coding region runs from base 258 to 2903 and encodes 881 amino acids. NCBI's taxonomy places the organism in Eukaryota, Metazoa, Chordata, Actinopteri, Syngnathiformes, Syngnathidae. Gene Ontology annotation, cellular component: cytosol. The record is from RefSeq and is a predicted model, not a curated record. The transcript is spliced from 19 exons. Gene Ontology annotation, molecular function: SH2 domain binding; SH3 domain binding. Gene Ontology annotation, biological process: regulation of interleukin-6 production; inflammatory response; regulation of mitotic cell cycle.
CAGACACGGAGAAGGAGGAGUAAGCAGCGAGCGAGCGAGGGAAGUGCGCUACUCACCACAUUGCGCAGAGCGGGAGAGGACGCGGUGAGCGGGGCCCGUCGCCAUCCGACCCAGUCGUGUGUUUUCCGGGGCUUAGCGAAGCCAGCCGGGUGGUCCAGGCGAGACGGCGGCUGCGAGAGGGUCAUCCGCUCUUGUCCGAAAACUUUUGGGAGAGUCGGCUUGCAUGAGUGGAGCGGGACGCCUCGGGACAAGACGGAAUGGACAAGCACAAAGUGCUGGACCAGCUCCUCAUGGAGCUCCACCACUUCCUGCUCAUCCUGGACAAAGAGACCCUGAGUGGGAACGCCACCAUCCACAAGGGACUGCUCGCCGACCUUCUUCAGUCCUACAGCGCGUCCAGCGGUGGGGAUGAGGAGUAUAUCUACAUGAAUAAAGUCGUCGUCGGUAGCAAGGAAAAACAGGAAAAAGAUGACAGAGCAGAUGUCCUGGUCAACGGAAAAGCGUCCAAACUUGCCCCCGUCCCACAGAAGAGCCUUCCGAAUCUGCCACCCCCCAGAACAGGAGCCACGACUAGGGAACCUUUUCCCCUGCCCGUCAUCCAGGCGCCGACCUGCUCCGAAGUCUCAGAGAGUUACUAUGAGGAGGCUCAGCCUUACGAGGAGACCGUCAAUGACGACGGCGAGGCGGUCAGCAGCUCGUACGAGUCCUACGACGAGGAGGAAGUGGUGACCAGGGGGAAGUCGCUGUCGGCGCAGCACCAGUGGCCGUCGACCGAGGCGUCCAUCGAGCUGAUGAAGGACGCUCGCAUCUGUGCCUUCUUGUGGAGGAAGAAGUGGCUGGGUCAGUGGGCCAAGCAGCUCUGCGUCAUCAGAGAACACCGUCUAUUGUGCUACAAGAGCUCCAAGGAGCAAACGCCCUUGUUGGACGUGAGUCUGUUGGGGUGCAGCGUUACCUACAAGGAGAAGCAGCUGAAGAGGAAGGAGCACAAGUUGAAGAUUGUUCCUGUGGGAGGGGAGGCCAUUGUGCUGGGGCUCCAGAGCAAGGAGCAGACGGAGCAGUGGCUCAAGGUGAUCCAAGAGAUCAGUCCAAAGCCAACAGAGAAUGGUGACUUCCAGCAUUCCGUCUCUGACUCUCCCAGGCUCAUAUGCACUAAGGGGGAGGUCGGCGACCGACACUCCGCGGCUUCGGAAAGUGGCAGCAGCACUGACGGUCAUGCUGAAUCUCUCGAGAAAGAUGUGAAGAAAAAAUACAGCCCGGGUUUAAAGUUCAGCAACCUGAUGAAUAUCGGGAAAAAAAAAGCAUCGUUGUUGGAAAGCACGGAGAAAUCUGUCGAGACUUCCGGCUACCUCAACGUGUUGGUGAACAGCCAGUGGCGAACGUGCUGGUGUCUCAUCAAGAACGGUCAGUUGUGGUUCUACCAGGACAAGAACAAGAGCAAAAUGAGCCAACCUGCUGUGAGGCUCGAGGGCUGCCAGAUUUCGCCCGACCCUAGCCCGGAACACCUCUACUCCUUCCGAAUCGACAUGAGCGGCACCCAGCUGGCAACCCUGGAGGCCAAGACGUCCGCGGUCAUGGGCCACUGGCUGGGGCUCUUGUUGUCACAGACGGGAACUAAGAUGGACCCAGAGGACCUGACUUAUGACUACGUCAAUGCCGAGAGAAUCAGUAGCAUCGUCAAUGCAGCGAAGACAUCAUUAUACUUGAUGCAGAGGCGCUACUCCGAGCCAAACACCUACAUCGACACCCUGCCCUCCGCCCCCCAGAACCCAGACGACCUGUACGACGAUGUAGCGUCUAUAGCAGACCCAGAGGAUGUUGUUGCUGGCAGUCUACCGCAGAGUGAACAAAACAACAUUGAAGAACAUAACGAAAUGUCCGCACAAGACCUAAAAGACCCAGUGGCUACUGAGGAAGACCCUGAAAACAGAGUAUACCUGGACCUGCUACCUGUGCGGUCUUUCUUGCAUACAGUAGCUGGAGGGAAGGAAUCCCUUGUACAAGAAACGUCAGAAGAAUCUGUCAAGCCCUUAGAGGAACAGAAGGACCCUUCGAGUCCAAAUAAAGAGGUCAGUACAAAUAACCUGCCAGAACCCGAAGCAGCAUCUACUUUAAAUGACUCCAGUUCCGCCAAAGCAGAGGAAGAAAAGUCCCCGACUCCCACCACAAAGCCUCAGCAGCAAACUCCACUAAACUCCAAGACCCUGCCUCUAACUCAGGAGUCCUCUAAGAGGACCUUUGGCUCCUCGGGGGUCCCUAAAGCUUCGACUCUUCAAACAAUCACUGGCUUUCCUCUCAGUCCUCAACCGCUGCGACCUAAAGCGUUUAGCACAGGCUGUCCCGGCGCCGUUGAGGGGAAGCUGGGCAAAAAACGCACGGAGGCCGACUUGUUGCGCUACAGCGACGAGCGCGAGCGUCUGGAGAAAGAGCGCGAGGAGGUCAGGAGCAGCCUGGCCAGCCUGAAAAAGGAACGGAGGGAAACCAAAGAGGAACUGAGCGCCUGUCAAGAUGCCAAGCAGCAGGCCUCAUUGGAAGCUCGGCUAAAGCAGAUGGAGGAGGCCAGUCGGGAAGAGGAGCAGCGGCGUGUAGAGGUGGAGCUGCGGCUGGUGGAGGUGAAGGAAAGCCUGAAGAAAGUGGAGGCCGGGCCCUUCACGCUGGGGACUACACUGGACAGCAACCUCCAAGACACGUCAACGACAAAACCAGUCAGCCCGCCUGCGUCCCAAAUUGCAUCCUCGCCAUCCUCAUCAUCUUCCUGCCAAGCAUCCAGCAGUCCCACCAGUGUCGAACCAGCAGCUCCUGUCAAUUCAGCCUCUGCACUGAAGAGCAGACCCGCGUCCAUUAUGGCCACCAAAGGCAAAGUGUUGCAGAAAGCCAAAGAGUGGGAAAGGAAGUCCACCACCUAAAGAAGAGAGUCCAAUGUCUUCUGUUGGAGUCCGUGUGGCCGUCCCUUAACUGUCUCCACCAAGUUGUACAGUCCGGUUUAAGUUUGUCAUGGUACGCUUCGGUACCCCAUCUCGUUUGUGUUCUUCCCAUUUUUGCACAGAAGCGACCAUUCUCUGCUGACCAACCAAAAAGGUGCCCAAGCAGAAAGGUGCUAAAAAGUUGUAUUUUAACAAUUAUCUCUCUCUCCAUCCCUCAAACACUUGUGACUUUUUCUGGGGGCUGAAACAAACUGUACUGCUUGGUGGAAACUUGGUAUUCUAGUUGGCAACUGCUCGACUGUUUGACCAGACUAUCAAAUAAAUCCUCAUCAAAUCGUCAUCCUCUGCACAAGAGCGUCCGCUCCGAAACCACUGGAUACCUAUAAAGACUUGUUGUGCUCCAAAGGGAGGGAUUUAAAUGUGGUAGCAUUCUGGCCAGUCGACGAAUUGUUCUUCAACACUGAAAAGCGUCUUAAGUUUGAAACCACUGACUGUCUUUAAUUGGCAAUGAGUCAUCCUGGAGAUUGUAGCUUGGUUCGACAUUUAUGCUGGUAGCCAAGAUGUAAAUAUACGCACGCCAUUUAUUCAGCCUUUUUUUGGGGUCUGUAUUGCUAGCUAAAAAUGCA